CUGUCUGGAGUUCAGAGGUGACAUUGUUCCACAGGUGCCACAAAAGAGAAGAGCCACUUACUAGGUCCUGCUAGAUGCCUUUGCUUCACUGAAAGAACCCGGGACAUGCCCACCCUUCCUACAGAUCCGGUCGUGCGGGCAGAAACCACAAGUCGCCUGACUCCUUGUUUUGCAGGGUUUUAAAAGUGACAAACUGUACACGGGAUUACAUGGUGGACCAGAUGAAGCUUCUAAAUGUCUAUGGAGAUUCUCCAUCAUCCAGCGCAGAGCUGAGGAGAUAUGUGAUGGGAACCCCCGGAUACCUGACUGAUUCCUAGCCACAAGAGGAAACCUUUCAACUCAAAGCCACCAGGAGUCCUAAAACCUUGAGGUCUCGAGGUGGCUCAGGGUGCCAAGAACUGAGAAAAAGAACAGGACUGCAUUUUAGAACGAGAAGGUGACCAGGGAGGAGGGAAGCUGAACAAAUUACCAGGCUGAGCUCCAUUCUUUAAAUUAGGUCGUAACCUCUCAUAACCUGGCCUGUCUGAAUAAACGGAAACAUUCGCCUACUUUGAAUGACUGUGGAUGUUUUCCAGAGAACAUAGCAGCAUUUUCUUUAUUCCCCUCUAAGGCUUCCCAGCGUGGCUGCAUCAGAUAUUCCUGCAGGAAGCAUGUCAGAUGCCACAAUGUCCAAUAACAGCAGCCUGAACCUGCCCACCUUUCUCCUGACCGGCAUUCCUGGGCUGGAGGAGAAGAACGCUUGGAUGGCCUUCCUCCUCUUUCUGCUCUGUGUCUCCGCCCUGCUUGGAAACAGCCUCCUUCUCUUUGUCAUCAAGACCGACCGAAGCCUCCACGAGCCCAUGUACAUCUUUCUUUCCAUCCUGGCCUGCUCAGAUCUGGGACUUUCCACGUCCACCUUCCCAACUAUGCUGAGCGUUUACUGGUUUGACUCCAAGGACAUCAGACUUAAUGCUUGCAUCACCCAAAUGUUCUUCAUCCAUGCCUUUCAAGUGUUGGAGUCUGGCAUUCUGGUGGCAAUGGCCUUGGACCGCCUGGUGGCCAUCCGUGAGCCACUGAGAUACCGAACGCUCCUCCCAAACACCAUCGUGGCAAAAAUAGGAGUAGCUGCUGCGGUUAGGUGUAUCUCUGUCUGCUUCCCGGUUCCCUUUCUGAUUAAACGUCUACGCUUCUGCAGAUCCAGGAGACUUUCUCAGACCUACUGUCUCCAUCCUGACGUGAUGAAGCUGGCCUGUGCGGACAUUAAAGUCAAUAUCCUGUAUGGGUUGAUUCUUCUGAUUUUGACGUUGGGGUUUGAUGUGGCCAUCAUCCUCACCUCCUACGUCAUGAUUUUAAAGGCGGUUCUUGCCAUUGCAUCCCGCCAAGGACGUCUCAAGGCUCUCAACACUUGUGCCUCCCACAUUUGUGCCAUCCUCAUUUUUUACGUCCCCAUGAUCGGCGUCAGUCUGCUCCAUCGGUAUGGGAAGCACCUGUCCCCCCUGGUCCACAGGCUGAUGGCCAACAUCUACACUGUGGUCCCUCCGCUCCUGAAUCCUGUCGUGUACGGCAUGAAGACCCAGCAGAUUCGUCAGAGAAUGUACAAUGUAUUCCAAAGAAGCAACACAGGAUUUUAUGGUAGGAAAUUCUGAAAGUAAGGAAAAAGGACUGGAUUGUGCUGAAUCUAAAAAAUUAUGGAAGAACAGAAUGCCAAAUAAAGUGUUUAUGGAAAAGGCUAUGGAAACUCAUCUGUUGUGACCACCAUUUCUUUCCUACAUGAGAGUCUGAUGGAGAAACGACCCCACAAUGUUGGGGAAGAAGCUUGGCGUUCUCUCCCCUCCCCUCCCCCCGCGUCUCAGCUUUUGGGGAACCAAACUAGCCUUGAAUCUAUUUCCCUGAUUCGCUGUGGGAUUUGAUUUGGUCUUGCAGCCCAUUUAAAGUCAACUUGAUGUUUUGGUCGCCACGAUAUAAAAAAGCUGUUGAGACUCUAGAAAGAGUGCAGAGAAGAGCAACAAAGAUGGUUAGGGGACUGGAGGCCAAAGCAUAUAAAAAAUGGUUGCUGUCAGCAGCGAGUUUAUUGGUCGCGCAAUAUUGGAAGAAAGAAGAUUUGCCUACAAUUGAAGAAUGGACACUUAAAGUAUCGAACUUAGCAGAAAUGGCAAAAAUUUCAGCGUAUUUGAAAGACUGUUCAUAAGAAAGAUAUAUAUUGGAAUGGAGAAGUUGGAUUGUUUAUAUUCAAAACAAAUAUCAGACUAAAAAGUAUCAAAUAGCAUAUGAGUGAUUGCAGGAAAUGCACUGUAUUAGUGCAUUAGAAAGGGGACUUAAGGUUGCAGAGGGGAGAGGAGAAGUUAUGGGUGAUGGUUUAUUGUCGUGUUUUAGCUUAUGAUUGUUAGAUGUAAUACCCUGUACU
Molecule: messenger RNA, 2383 nt
Organism: Ahaetulla prasina
Lineage: Eukaryota; Metazoa; Chordata; Lepidosauria; Squamata; Colubridae
Product: olfactory receptor 51H1-like
Exons: 2
Coding region: 651-1625 (324 amino acids)
Biological process (GO): G protein-coupled receptor signaling pathway
Cellular component (GO): membrane
Molecular function (GO): olfactory receptor activity; G protein-coupled receptor activity
Source: RefSeq, a predicted model, not a curated record